Limulus polyphemus (Atlantic horseshoe crab) is the source of this 1026-nucleotide messenger RNA. RefSeq names its product acyl-CoA desaturase-like. Lineage: Eukaryota; Metazoa; Arthropoda; Merostomata; Xiphosura; Limulidae. Gene Ontology annotation, molecular function: iron ion binding; stearoyl-CoA 9-desaturase activity. Bases 178 to 849 code for a protein of 223 amino acids. Gene Ontology annotation, cellular component: endoplasmic reticulum membrane. Gene Ontology annotation, biological process: unsaturated fatty acid biosynthetic process. The record is from RefSeq and is a predicted model, not a curated record. The transcript has 4 exons.
ACUCUGCUACAUGCUGCAGCAUUUAUUGGGUUUAUUCUACUCUUCACGGCGAAAUGGCAAGUUUGGGUGUUUGGCCUGACAUGCUGUUACUGUUCAGGUCUAGGAAUAACAGCAGGCGCACACAGACUUUGGUGUCACAGGUCAUACAAGGCUAAACUCUCUCUGAGAGUCCUCCUCAUGAUAUUCAAUUGUAUAGCUUGCCAGAUUUUUCAGAAUGAUAUCUACGAGUGGUCUAGAGAUCACCGUGUGCACCAUAAGUUUACGGAAACAGAUGCUGACCCACACAAUAUCAAACGAGGGUUCUUUUUCGCUCACAUGGGCUGGUUAUUGCAUAAGAAGCAUCCUGACGUUCGAGAAAAAGGGCGGACUGUCGACUGUAGCGACAUCUUGCAAGAUCCUGUAGUCAGGUUUCAGAAAAGGUUCUACAUCCCCUUGGUUUUCCUGUUCAGCUUUUAUCUUCCAACAAUGAUCCCCGUUUGGCUGUGGGGUGAAAGGGCAUGGUUUGCACUUCUUACCAGCGGUAUUCUGCGUUAUACCAUUACAUUGCACAUUACUUGGUUGGUGAAUAGUGCUGCCCACUACUGGGGAAAUCGACCAUACAACUGUUUUAUCUACGCCAGAGAAAACAAGCGUGUGGCCUGGUGGGCACUUGGUGAAGGUUUUCACAACUAUCACCACACAUUUCCUUAUGAUUAUUCCACAAGUGAGUUUGGGUGGAAAUUGAAUAUAACUACGAUGUUCUUAGAUCUCAUGGCUACGUUGGGCCAGGCCUACGACCUAAAGUCCGUGCCUGCCGACGUCAUCGAGAAGACUCGACAGAAAACCGGAGAUGGCAGUCUGACAUUUUAGUAGUAACUGCAGGUGUGGUCUUCGCAAAUUUAACUUUCGCAAAUAACCUACUUUAUCAUGCUAUUUGACGAACGACAACUUAAUUGCAGAUUUCAUUGAUAUGUAAGGUGGAACAUAGUGAUUCUUAGCAUCACGCCUAUUUUUCUUAAUUUUUAAAAAUAAAUUUGAUCAUUAAAA